AUGACUGAUUCACUUGCAGAUUACAACCGUGCAAAAACCAUGUUGGCUCGUACUGAAGCAAUCGUGAAUACGUUCUUGAAACAUGGAUACAAAGGAAACACGUGCGAUUUCCCGCAUCGCUUGGACUCGAAUUCGUUUGCGAAAAUUCUGAACGACAUCGACACGUUCAUCUUCGACGCUGAUGGAGUGCUCUAUCUCGGUGAUACACCCAUUCAAGGCUCUUCGAAAUUUUUGGAUUUCCUUCGCCAACAAGUAAUUCAAAACGCUCUUCUUCAGCCGCUUUUAAUUCCAUCCAAACUGAACGCUAAGUUGAAAAACGCUCAUCUUAUUUGA
Molecule: messenger RNA, 333 nt
Organism: Anisakis simplex (herring worm)
Lineage: Eukaryota; Metazoa; Nematoda; Chromadorea; Rhabditida; Anisakidae
Source: the annotation of a GenBank genome assembly